Molecule: messenger RNA, 1134 nt
Organism: Limulus polyphemus (Atlantic horseshoe crab)
Lineage: Eukaryota; Metazoa; Arthropoda; Merostomata; Xiphosura; Limulidae
Product: mutS protein homolog 4-like
Exons: 11
Biological process (GO): mismatch repair; reciprocal meiotic recombination
Cellular component (GO): nucleus
Molecular function (GO): ATP-dependent DNA damage sensor activity; ATP binding; mismatched DNA binding
Source: RefSeq, a predicted model, not a curated record
GUAUAUGUACAUUGUAAAUUUUACAGAUAGAAUUCGUGAGUCUUUGAAUGAGAUCUACUUAAUGAGUAAUGUAGUAGUGUCAGAACUCUUGACAAAGAUACGAGAACACAUGGGUUGUUUAUACAAACUAGCUGAAGCUGUAUCAAGUCUAGACUUCCUGGUAUCCUUAGCUCACCAGUGCACCAUGUCUACUUAUGUCCGGCCUGAGUUUACAGACACAACAGCUAUUAAGAAUGGACAUCAUCCAAUUCUUGAAAAGAUACAGCUAGAUUCUCCGGUUCCUAACAACACGUUUAUUUCCAAAAACAACAACUUUCUUGUCAUCACUGGGCCUAACAUGAGUGGCAAAUCAACUUACCUAAAACAGGUGGCACUACUACAGAUCAUGGCCCAAAUUGGUUGUUUCGUCCCAGCCGAAUAUGCUUCUUUUCGUAUCACUAGACAGAUUUUCUCCAGAAUUGGGAGCAAUGAUGACAUUGAAUCAAACUGUUCUACAUUCAUGUUGGAGAUGAGAGAGAUUAACUAUAUCAUACAGAAUGCUGAUGACUCUUCUCUGAUCAUCAUUGAUGAACUUGGAAGAGGUACAAGUGUAGAAGAAGGUAUAGGACUUUGUUAUUCCAUUUGUGAAUACUUGGUGAAUAAAAAGGCUUUCACUCUGUUUGCAACUCAUUUCAUGGAGCUAACCUCUCUGGAUGUGACGUACCCUAAUGUCUCCAAUUACCAAUUUGAAGUAAAGCAUGACGAGAAUGGUAUGAAGGUGCACUUUACCCACGCUCUUUCAAGAGGACAUACUAGUGAAGAACACUAUGGACUCAAACUUGCUGAAUUAUCCUGUCUUCCUUAUUCCGUAACCACUGAAGCUAGAGUACUUUCGCAGCAGAUCCAACUACAAAGACAGACAGCUUGUCAGGAAUCACCAGAAGCUGUUCGUCUACGCUGUGUAUUUAGACUGGCUAUCAACCUACAACAAGUUGCAUCCAACUUUAGAAUGGACGUUGGCACCCUGAAGACCUACCUCACAUCAUUACGUGAACAGUACGAACAGAAGCUACGUCCUUACAGAGAAGAGUGACUACCAACUUAUGAUGUAAAAAUAAACCUUAAUGUUACUUGCUAUCAUCAUAAUGAAAUUUA